Aspergillus candidus is the source of this 1065-nucleotide messenger RNA. RefSeq names its product haloacid dehalogenase superfamily protein. Gene Ontology annotation, molecular function: phosphatase activity. The transcript has 2 exons. Bases 93 to 977 code for a protein of 294 amino acids. The record is from RefSeq and is a predicted model, not a curated record. Lineage: Eukaryota; Fungi; Ascomycota; Eurotiomycetes; Eurotiales; Aspergillaceae.
AUGUCCGAAUUUCCACCACUACUGCACGGCUUUUGAUCUCCACCCCACGCAGAUCGUGCAAUUGAUACCAUUUCAUCCCUAUUACCGUCAUAAUGGCUGGCCCAAGUAAAGAAUUUCCCCGCGUGCGGGCAUGCCUCUUCGAUAUGGACGGCCUGUUGAUCGACUCCGAAGACAAGUACACCGCGAUCACCAAUGCCGUCCUCCAGGAAUACGGGAAGCCCACGCUCCCAUGGUCCAUCAAGGCCCAGCUCCAGGGCCGUCCGCAGCCAGAAGCCAGCCGGAUCUUCCACCACUGGGCGCAACUCCCUAUCACCCCCGACGAAUACGCCACCAAGACAGCGGCCCUGCAGUCCAAGUUCUUCCCGGAAUCGCAGCCCCUGCCCGGCGUGCGAACGCUUCUCGCCAAGCUCCUCUCGACACAGAGCACCGACCGCCCCGUGCACAUCGCGCUCGCCACGUCCUCCCACAGCAAAAAUUACCAGCUGAAGACCGACCACCUGCAAGAUGUGUUCUCGCAGAUCCCGGCCUCGCAGCGCGUGCUAGGCGAUGACCCCCGCAUCGGUAAGGGCCGCGGGAAACCGCUCCCGGAUAUCUAUCUGCUGGCGCUGGAGACUAUCAACACCAAUAUGCGAGAGCGCGGCGAGCCCGAGAUCACGCCCGAGGAGUGCCUCGUGUUCGAGGACGCCGUGCCGGGUGUGGAAGCGGGGCGACGUGCGGGCAUGCGCGUGGUGUGGUGUCCCCACCCGGGUUUGCUGGAGUCGUACAAGGGUCGGGAGGCCGAAGUCCUGGCGGGUCUGACGGGGGAGCACAAGGAGGAGGAAAAGACGGCGCCGGAGAAGGAGGCCGAUGAGUUGAUCGCGGGGAGGCUACACGCGCGGGGGGCGGGCAAGCUCGGGGAAAUGAAUGACGGGUGGGGCGAUCUCUUUUCCACCCUGGAGGACUUUCCUUAUGCGAAAUAUGGCAUCUGUCCCGUAUAAUCUGGCGGCCUGUUGUGACUGUAUAGAGAGGUUGGCUUUACGAGGGAGGGGUCAUGCACGACUGUGAUGAUAGAAAUUUAUGUCAAUG